AUGGCUAGUUUCUGCGACAAGGUUGAUACCUACCAGGCAGCUCUCCUGAGCGUCUUCACCGGCAAACCCGAGGACACGGAAGCGGACUUGUCUAAGCUCCUCCAUCCAUCCUUUACGCAACGCAACGACACCACAACUCGCAACUUUGCCGACUUCGUUGCCCACAUUAGUCACAUUCGCCAAGUCUUGAGCGCCGGCAGCGUCGAUUUGACUGUUACUCAAUUCUUGCGUGAUGGCAAUCAGAUUGCUGAAAGACAUACUUCGACCAUGAAGAUGCCCGAUGGAACCGUUCGAAAGGCGGAGAGUUUCCAGUUUGGCGAGAUUGCGGAGGAUGGACGCAUUGUUUCGAUCAUCGACACUAUGCUCCGAUGGUUUACCUGUGCUGGGUGA
Molecule: messenger RNA, 390 nt
Organism: Talaromyces stipitatus ATCC 10500
Lineage: Eukaryota; Fungi; Ascomycota; Eurotiomycetes; Eurotiales; Trichocomaceae
Exons: 2
Coding region: 1-390 (129 amino acids)
Source: RefSeq, a predicted model, not a curated record